GUGCUAAAAAAAUAAAAUAAGACAUCGACGAGCUUGUAUUUUUGAUAAAAAAUAUUUCGAGGGCGGAGCGGAUGGCACUACUUCUCACGGUACAUCCUUUUCCGGUCCUCUUUCCAGCUUCCCGUGCAACAUGACAAAGAAAAGGAGGAAUAACGGUCGUGCCAAGAAGGGCCGUGGCCAUGUGCAGCCCAUCCGCUGUACCAACUGUGCCCGCUGUGUCCCCAAGGACAAGGCCAUCAAGAAGUUUGUCAUCAGGAACAUCGUGGAGGCGGCGGCAGUGAGAGACAUCUCAGAGGCCAGUGUCUUUGACUCUUAUGUUCUGCCCAAGCUCUAUGUGAAGCUGCACUACUGUGUCAGCUGUGCCAUCCACAGUAAAGUGGUGAGGAACCGCUCUUGUGAGGCCAGGAAAGACCGCACCCCACCACCAAGAUUCAGACCUGCUGCCGGUGCACCAAGAGCCCCUCCAAAGCCCAUGUAAAGCAUAUUGGAAAAUGCUGUACACAUGAAGAAUAAAUUCAAAAGUCUUUACAACAA
Cottoperca gobio is the source of this 534-nucleotide messenger RNA. Its product is annotated as 40S ribosomal protein S26. The record is from RefSeq and is a predicted model, not a curated record. The transcript has 4 exons. Gene Ontology annotation, molecular function: structural constituent of ribosome; mRNA binding. Gene Ontology annotation, cellular component: ribosome; cytosolic small ribosomal subunit. Bases 131 to 478 code for a protein of 115 amino acids. Lineage: Eukaryota; Metazoa; Chordata; Actinopteri; Perciformes; Bovichtidae. Gene Ontology annotation, biological process: translation.